Molecule: messenger RNA, 2630 nt
Organism: Xenopus laevis (African clawed frog)
Lineage: Eukaryota; Metazoa; Chordata; Amphibia; Anura; Pipidae
Gene: tia1.S
Product: TIA1 cytotoxic granule-associated RNA binding protein S homeolog
Exons: 13
Coding region: 245-1411 (388 amino acids)
Source: RefSeq, a predicted model, not a curated record
AUGCGCUGUUAUGCACUGCGGCCAUCUUGUGCUGGCGGUCUCGCUUGCAUUGUUUCAGGCCGGGUUGGUGGGGGCCGGCUAAAGUGUGAGAGAAACAGAGAAAGUGAAGCAAGAAAGGAAAAUAUCUGCCGAAUCGCCUUCCUCCCCCGUAUCCGAGGAAAACCCGAGUCCCCCUAUUCCUUCUUCCUUUCCAGUAGGUUACCCUCCGGGUCCCAGGGCAGAGCGGAGCCCACAGCUUGGAACCAUGGAGGAAGAUCUACCCAAAACGCUGUAUGUGGGCAAUCUCUCUAGGGAUGUGACAGAACCCUUGAUCCUUCAGGUGUUCAGCCAACUCGGUCCUUGCAAAAGCUGCAAGAUGAUCAUGGAUACUGCUGGAAAUGAUCCCUACUGCUUUGUGGAGUUCUUUGAGCACCGACAUGCAGCUGCAUCAUUAGCAGCUAUUAAUGGUCGCAAGAUACUGGGCAAGGAAGUAAAGGUGAACUGGGCCACUACACCAAGCAGUCAGAAAAAAGAUGCAAAUAGUAGUUCCGUUGUGAGCACACUGCGUUCUCAAGAUCAUUUCCAUGUCUUUGUUGGUGACUUGAGCCCAGAGAUCUCGACUGAUGAUAUAAAAGCUGCAUUUGCACCAUUCGGGAGAAUAUCAGAUGCCCGUGUGGUGAAAGAUAUGACAACUGGAAAAUCUAAGGGGUACGGAUUUGUGUCCUUCUUUAAUAAAUGGGAUGCAGAAAAUGCCAUUGCACAGAUGGGAGGCCAGUGGCUUGGGGGUCGACAGAUUAGAACUAAUUGGGCCACAAGAAAACCUCCAGCUCCUAAGAGCACCUUUGAAUCCAAUGCUAAGCAGUUGACCUAUGAGGAAGUUGUCAACCAGUCAAGUCCCAGCAAUUGUACUGUGUACUGUGGCGGUGUCACAAGUGGGCUGUCAGAACAACUCAUGAGACAAACCUUUUCGCCUUUUGGUCAAAUAAUGGAAGUCAGAGUGUUUCCAGAUAAAGGCUACUCCUUUGUAAGGUUUAGUUCCCACGAAAGUGCUGCUCAUGCUAUUGUCAGCGUCAACGGAACUACUAUUGAGGGGCAUGUGGUGAAGUGUUACUGGGGAAAAGAAACUCCAGAUAUGCUGAAUCCUGUUCAGCAGGUAAGCGAGGCAAGCCAAAUUAGUUUUCCCCCACCAUAUGGCCAGUGGGGUCAGUGGUACGGUGGGGCUCAACAAAUAGGCCAAUAUGUGCCCAAUGGAUGGCAAGUGCCAGCCUAUGGAGUGUAUGGACAGGCAUAUCAGCAGGGAUAUAGUCAAACUCCAUCAUCUGCCGCGACAUGGGUGGGACCAAAUUACGGGGUGCAACCUCAGCCAGGGCAAAACGGGACUGUGAUCACCAACCAAACUGGCUACCGAAUGGCUGGAUACCAAACACAAUGAGAGGAAGGACUCCAAGCCACAUUGGCAGCCUGAUGCUGGCCCAUUUGUUUACUUUCAUACAUUAUAAAAUUACAUCAACACAGAUGUCAAAUACAGUAUAUUUAUUAAAACAACAAAAACCCAACCAUUUUUUUUUUUAAAUCAUAAAACUUUCAUCCAUUUGGUUGAAAACAAAACACAUACUAGAAAUGCUGGAUGUUUGCCAAUUUUUGCCUUCCAUUUUUUUUUGUUUUAAUUAUUUUUUUUUUUUUUUUUACAAGUUACUUAACCCUGUGUCUCACAAAGAUAUCAGCCAAAUCUUUUCGGCAGUAAAAAAAAGGGUUAAGUUCCUUUAUUUGAUAAUAAAAAACAAUGCAGGGAUCACUGCCACUUUGGGCAGAAAUUGCACAAAAAAAAACCUUUUUUUUUUUUGUUUGUUUUUGUUUUUCACUGAAGUAGUGUGCAGUUUUAGAUUGCAUUCCUAAUAUGAUAUGAGAUGUAUUAUAAAGUCGAAUUGUACAAAUUUUUGAUGCUUAAGGUUGAAUUUUUUUCCCCCCUCCAUUUAAAGUCUUCACUAUGGGGGAGGGAGGGCAAUUUUUAUUUUUCAGAUUAUACCCAUUGUUAAACAUACUUUAGUAUCAAAGUUUUUUUUUUUUUUUAACCGUAUUUUGCCUUAGUCAUGUAGCAUAAAUGGACUGUAUCCCUGGUUCCCUCCAGCACUAAAAGUUACCCACAUCAGAAAAAAUGUGACUUGAUCUGAGCCUGUAUGUUAGCUAUUGUAUUUCAUUUGUUUUUGGGAGACUUUUUCCUCUUUCCCCCUCUUUAGAAAGGUGCCUAUGAACAAAAUCCUGGCUGGAGUCAUUUUUUUCUGUGAUCAAAAAAAAAAAAGAAAAUGAUAAAAUAUCUCAAACAGUGAUAAAUGUGAUCAAUUUUCCAUUUAUGUGCACUGGGCCUUUUUCCUUUUUUUAAUACUUUUUUUUUUUAAAAAAGUCAGGAAAUCUUGCCGUUGUUUUAAUGCGCAUAGAACUCAACAAGCCAGUAUUUUAAUGGCUGCUUUUUUUUUUUUUUUUAAGAAUUCGGUGCAAGCCGGUUGUUUAAUUGACUGACUUUGUGUGGCCUGAUCUGAAUCUCGAAAUACGGGGGUUUAUCUGCCUAACUGGACGGUUUAUUGCACUGCUUACAGUGAUGUUAACAAGGAACAAUCGUGAAAGGAAAAAUAAAAAUACUUGCACCUUUAAAA